UGUCAAGGGGAAAAAAAAAAGGGGGAUUUGAUGCGUUUGCCUGUGGAUGCUCGGCAUCCUGAGGCAAGGUGCUGCGGGGGCUCUGUCGGGGGGCUCCCCUGAGGAUUGCGCCCAAGGUAGGGCGGUGGUAAAGGCAGCGCCGACUGCCUUCGCCUCCCACCCUCGACAUCCCCGAGGCGGCCACUGGCUGCCCCCCGAAGGACGGCGAGGGGGGUGCGAUCGUCGCCGCCCCGCCCCAGUCCCGCCCAUCACCGCCGCCACUUAAACGCCGCCGGGGGCUUCGCUCAGUCAGUGCUGUGCUGGGAGCUGGUGGUACCGUGCGCUUGCUGGUUAUCUCCCUCUCGCUUCAAAAUGACCGUGAAAGCCGCUGAAGCGUCUGGUCCUACCUUGACUUACUCGAAGAUGAGAGGGAUGGUGGCCAUCCUCAUCGCUUUCAUGAAGCAGAGAAGGAUGGGACUAAACGACUUCAUUCAGAAGAUAGCCACCAACUCCUAUGCAUGCAAGCACCCUGAAGUUCAGUCUAUCUUGAAAAUCUCUCAGCCUCAAGAGCCUGAACUUAUGAAUGCUAAUCCUUCUCCCCCGCCCAGUCCUUCACAGCAGAUUAAUCUUGGCCCAUCAUCCAAUCCACAUGCCAAACCAUCAGACUUUCAUUUCUUAAAAGUGAUUGGAAAAGGCAGUUUUGGGAAGGUCCUCCUUGCACGGCAUAAGGCAGAAGAGCAGUUCUAUGCUGUUAAAGUCCUGCAGAAAAAAGCAAUCCUGAAGAAGAAGGAGGAGAAGCACAUUAUGUCAGAGCGCAAUGUCUUGCUGAAAAAUGUGAAACACCCCUUCCUGGUCGGGCUUCACUUUUCCUUCCAAACUGCAGACAAAUUGUAUUUUGUCCUGGACUACAUCAAUGGUGGAGAGUUGUUCUACCAUCUCCAGAGGGAGCGUUGCUUCCUGGAGCCGAGAGCCCGAUUUUACGCUGCUGAAAUUGCCAGUGCACUGGGCUAUCUGCACUCCCUGAACAUCGUUUAUAGAGACUUGAAGCCGGAGAACAUCCUGCUUGAUUCACAGGGGCACAUUGUCUUGACUGACUUUGGACUCUGCAAAGAAAACAUAGAGCACAAUGGCACGACCUCCACCUUUUGCGGCACACCAGAGUAUCUUGCUCCUGAAGUUCUCCAUAAGCAGCCCUAUGACCGGACUGUGGACUGGUGGUGCCUUGGAGCAGUCCUGUACGAGAUGCUUUAUGGCUUGCCACCCUUCUACAGCAGGAACACCGCAGAAAUGUACGACAAUAUCUUGAACAAACCCUUGCAGCUGAAGCCAAAUAUUACCAACUCAGCUAGACAUCUCCUGGAAGGCCUCUUGCAGAAGGACAGGACAAAGAGACUCGGUGCCAAGGAGGACUUUAUGGAGAUUAAGAAUCACAUCUUCUUCUCCCCAAUUAACUGGGAUGAUCUCAUUAAUAAGAAGAUUACACCCCCUUUUAACCCAAAUGUGAGUGGCCCCAGUGACCUUCGACACUUUGAUCCGGAGUUUACAGAUGAGCCAGUCCCUAACUCCAUUGGCCAGUCCCCAGACAGCAUCCUCAUCACCGCCAGCGUCAAAGAAGCUGCUGAGGCUUUUUUGGGCUUCUCAUAUGCCCCACCCGUGGACUCUUUCUUGUGAACAUUUUUCUUUUAUUCUUUUUUAAUAAUAAUAACAACUAUUAUUUUUAUUUUUUGUUUGGCCUUCUGGUGGAACUGCCAGUUGACCCGUCACCUUGAAAGAGAAUUUGCACAUUUCCACCAUGGCAGCUUUGCAGCCUUAAUUUCAACUACACUGUUUGCUGGAAGCUUUUUUGAAGAGCACAUCACUCUCUAAAUGAGCUUUACAGGCUUUUCAUUUCCAUUUGUUCUUCCCCCAAAGUGGUGCUGUCUCCUUGGGAAAGAAAAAACAGAAUGACUGCUGCCAUUGACUGCUACGGCAGAUUGUAGGAGUAAGAACAAGCGGUUUUGUAAUCGUGCUUGAAAAGCCUUGCCUGAAGAUCUAUCUGAACGUGAUAAGGAUUUUAUGAAAUGUGCCUUUUUUCUGAUGAGAUCUUGUGAGCUCCAAAGCUUUCCCUGUUGCAGAGUGUGUUUCUCAGUUCAUUUAUGUGGGUUUACUAUGUGAACAAAUGGUAUGCGUGUGGUCUGCGUACUACAGAUGGACUUAGUUUAAAGCAUCAGUGUGACACUUGCAGGAUACCACAAUGUGGGGCAUUGUUUGUUUCUUCCAUAUUUGGAAGAUAAAUUAAGUGUAAUUUUGAAAUUUCUUUUGUAAAUCUAUACUGUCAACUAAAAUUAUUGAAAUGGGCUCACAAUUACUUGUAUCCAAAUGCUUGAAGAAAGCAUUGCUGCUAUGAAAAAAGAUUUCUAUUUUUAGAAAGGGUUUUUAUGGACCAAAAUGCCCCAGCUGCAGUCGGUCAGAGCUGUUGGUUUAUUUUUCUUUUCUUUUCUUUUUUUUUUUUUUCCUCUUUUAGUUUAAAAUCCAUCAUAUGUAAAACGGGCAUUAUUUAUGGUCUUGGGGUUUGAGGGAUUUUCAUUCCUGAUUGUAUGUAUUGUAAAGAUCUGUACAUUCAGUUGUAACUCUAGAUGUAUAUUUAAACUUACAGACUUACUUGUAAUGUAUACCAUCAUUGUAAUGUAAUAUAAUUAACAUGGUUAUAUGUAUCAUAUUUUUUGUGACCAGACCCAUAGGUUUGCAGUAAAAUCCUGAAAAUACUUCCAUAAACUCUGUCU
Messenger RNA from Ficedula albicollis (Collared flycatcher), 2741 nucleotides. RefSeq names its product serine/threonine-protein kinase Sgk1. Gene Ontology annotation, molecular function: protein serine/threonine kinase activity; ATP binding. The transcript has 12 exons. The record is from RefSeq and is a predicted model, not a curated record. Lineage: Eukaryota; Metazoa; Chordata; Aves; Passeriformes; Muscicapidae. Gene Ontology annotation, biological process: protein phosphorylation. The coding region runs from base 352 to 1650 and encodes 432 amino acids.